AUGCUCUUUGCUACUGUAAUCAGCUGCCUCUCUUUUAUAGCAUGUUGCCAUGCCAGAGCGCUGGGUAGCUCGGCCGUAGCUGGGGUUGGCUCUACCGAGAAGCCUCUAGCCAAGCAUACGUCGUCCCCGAGCCUUACCAGCGUCUCGUCACCUCUCUGCCUCGGGACACCGGCUGUCGAUGUACAGGCUAUAUCUGAGGCUUCAGACGACCCGUCAUACUGGCUGGCAGAUAUCGCGCAUCAAGGAAUCGCGGCUUUCAACCCGAAUCCUUCCACCUACAAGGUGUUUCGCAAUGUGAUGGACUAUGGAGCCAAAGGUGAUGGUGUAACCGAUGACACUGCUGCUAUCAAUGCCGCUAUCAGUGACGGUGGUCGUUAUGGCCCAGCAAGCGGAGAGACCUCUACCACGACCCCUGCAAUCGUGUACUUUCCAGCAGGAACUUACCUGAUAUCGACCUCUAUCAUCGACUACUACUUUACACAGCUUAUUGGCAACCCAAACUCCAUUCCGGUGAUCAAAGCAACUGCAGGUUUCACAGGGCUGGGGUUGAUUGAUGGGGACCAGUACCAAAGCAGUGGCAACCAGGGCUGGACCUCGACAAACGUGUUCUACAGGCAGAUUCGAAACUUGAAGCUAGACUUGACGAACAUCCCAGCUAGCUUAGGCGCAACAGGUAUUCACUGGCCAACUGGGCAGGCCACGAGUAUUCAAAAUGUGGAAAUCGAGAUGAGCUCAGCUUCGGGGACACAGCACCAGGGCAUCUUCAUUGAAAAUGGCUCCGGUGGCUUUUUGACCGAUAUCACCAUCACUGGCGGUUUGUAUGGAGCCAAUAUUGGCAACCAGCAAUUUACCAUGCGCAAUUUGGUCAUCUCGGACGCUGUAACCUGCAUUUCCCAGAUCUGGGACUGGGGCUGGGCCUACCAGGGUCUCAAACUAUCAAACUGCACGACUGCUCUUUCAAUUAACAACGGCGGUGCCGGCAACCAGCUCGUUGGCUCAGUCACUGUCUUCGACAGCACCAUUCAGGAUUGCCCGACAUUUGUCACCACUGCUUGGGAGACCUCUACCUCUUCCAAUGGAAGCCUUAUCUUGGAGAACAUUGUUCUUGAAAAUGUCCCAGUCGCGGUGGAAGGCCCUAGUGGAACCGUUCUCGCUGGAGGCACAACAACCAUCAGUGCUUGGGGUCAGGGCCAUAAGUACACCCCGAACGGCCCUACCAAUUUCCAGGGUACUUUCACUGCACCGACACGCCCAAGCGCAUUGCUUGCUAGUGGAUCUUCCAACUAUUAUACUAAAUCAAAGCCCCAGUAUUCGGCCUCGCCAACAUCUUCUUUCGUCAGCAUCAGAAGUGCAGGUGCUACAGGAGAUGGCUCGACCGACGACACAUCUGCAAUCCAGUCUGCGCUGACUUCAGCGGCAUCAUCUGGCAAGAUUUUGUACUUUGACGCAGGAACUUACAAAGUUACUGACACUCUUUACUUCCCUCCGGGGUCUCGGAUCGUUGGUGAAUCAUAUCCCGUGAUAAUGGCCAGUGGAAGUGUCUGGUCAAGCAUCACCAACCCUGUUCCUGUUAUUCAGGUUGGCAAGUGCGGGGAUACUGGCUCAAUUGAAUGGUCUGAUAUGAUCAUUAGCACCGAGGGCUCCGCGCCAGGUGCCACCCUCAUCCAAUGGAAUCUGGCAGCGGAGGCUGGCUCAGGAAUGUGGGACGUUCAUACCCGAAUUGGAGGCUUCACUGGCUCGCAACAGCAGGUUGCUCAAUGCCCAACUUCGGCGGCCGUCUCGGCAGCCUGUGAGGUCGCUUACAUGUCCAUGCAUAUUACUAGCUCCGCGAGUGACGUCUACCUUGAGAAUGUCUGGUUGUGGACGGCAGAUCACGACCUCGACAGUGCGGACAGCACCCGGAUCUCUGUAUACUCUGGCCGUGGAAUGUUGGUAGAGGGGAAGAAUAUUUGGCUAUAUGGAACAGCGGUUGAGCACCAUUCACUAUACCAGUAUCAGUUCUCUGGAGCCAGCUCGAUUGUGGCAGGAUUCAUCCAGACUGAAACACCUUACUACCAGCCGAAUCCCAAUGCAGCCAACGGACCAUACCCAACCAAUUCCGCCCUCAAUGACCCCGACUACAGCAGCUGCCUCUCUGGUAACUGCGACGCACUUGGGCUGCGCGUUCUCAAUACCGAUGACAUCACUGUAUACGGCGCCGGUCUAUACAGCUUCUUCAACAACUAUAGUACUGAAUGCUCUACUUUCCCUACUCCGGAGAACUGCCAGAGUGAGAUCUUCAGUGUCGAGGGAACCACGAGUAACCUGGUGGUCUACACGCUAAGCACUGUUGGCACUACAAACAUGAUUGUCAAGGAUGGGACCUCGUUGGCAGUUGUCAGCGACAACCUGGCAACAUAUGCCGCGACCAUUGCAUAUUUCACCUUGUAA
Messenger RNA from Penicillium cinerascens, 2430 nucleotides. RefSeq names its product glycoside hydrolase family 55 protein. The transcript is spliced from 5 exons. The record is from RefSeq and is a predicted model, not a curated record. Gene Ontology annotation, molecular function: polygalacturonase activity. The coding region runs from base 1 to 2430 and encodes 809 amino acids. NCBI's taxonomy places the organism in Eukaryota, Fungi, Ascomycota, Eurotiomycetes, Eurotiales, Aspergillaceae.